Molecule: messenger RNA, 603 nt
Organism: Prorocentrum cordatum
Lineage: Eukaryota; Dinophyceae; Prorocentrales; Prorocentraceae
Source: the annotation of a GenBank genome assembly
UCCUCCUUCCCUCCGCCCAGCUUGCAACCUUGGGCGCGCCGGGCGCCGCGAUGGCCGCAGAGGGUCCCGCGGGCGCCCCGCGCCGUCCCCCGAGAGCAGCGCGGGCGGCGCGCCGGCUCUGGCUGCCCCUCUCCGGGGGCGCCGCGCUGGUGGGCGCGGCCGCGGCGGGCGCAGGCGCGGCCUGCGUGCCUGGGGGCGCGCCACCGCCCAGGCUGCGCACCGCGCCGGCGCGUGGGCGAGGCACGGCGGCAGCCGCGGCGGCGACCGCGGUUUUCGACGGCGAGGAGGUGGCCUUCGGCGAGGGCGUGGUGCGGCUGCCUGGGCCGGAGCGGCGGGCUUCCCAGGUGAUCGGGCCUGCGGAGGUGCGGGCCUUCGACGUGCCCUGCCAGCAGCCCGAGCCUGUGGGCGAGGAGGCCCGCGCUCGUAUACUGCAGCGUUACGUCGUGGGGAGCCCGCAGACUGUGCAGCUGAUGGGCGUGGUAGGCUCGAGCAAGAGCGCGAAGACCUUGCGGAGGCAGCUGAUCGCCAGGCGCCGGGAUGACGUGAACGUCCUGGUCUUCGGGGAGCCAGGGCUCUGCAAGGACAGAUUUGCCUACCUGGUCC